Zea mays is the source of this 925-nucleotide messenger RNA. RefSeq lists its product as uncharacterized. Gene Ontology annotation, cellular component: plastid. The transcript is spliced from 2 exons. NCBI's taxonomy places the organism in Eukaryota, Viridiplantae, Streptophyta, Magnoliopsida, Poales, Poaceae. The record is from RefSeq and is marked validated. Bases 40 to 591 code for a protein of 183 amino acids.
CCACACCUGACACCUCCCGCCGCCCGUCGGCGAUUCUCAAUGGCCUUCGCCGGCAACGCCGACGACUCGGCGGAGGACUAUUCCGCGGAGGCCACCGUGGUGCGCUUCGACCCGCCGCUCCCUCUCCUCCGGGCGCCAGUCCCCUCCCCAGCAUCUAGCGGCGAGGGCCCCGUCCUCGCCUUCCGCGACGCCGCGAGCUGGCGAGCCGCCUGGGAGGCCGCCGAGGCCAGCCUCGUCUCCCAGUGCGAGGCCGGUGCAAGGUCAGGGUGCUCAGUCAGCGCAUCACGCAAGUGCAAGCCACCCUGGUGGAAACGCUUACUUGUAGUUGUAGCUGCUGCUCCUCCGACGGACUACGAGGAGAGGUCGAGAUGCGAGGAGCGCGAGAUGGCCGCCUGCCUGGAGGCGGCGAGGGAGGCCUGCGCUAAGUUCGCGAAGGCAAAAUGCGCGGGGCCAUUCCAGGACGCAAGGAUCGCCCACGAGGGCGUCCUAGCGAACACGGGUUUCGAUGUGUGGGGGGCCGCUGCUGACAAGAGUUCCUCAACGGCGGCGGCGGCCGCCUGUGCCCUGAACGGCCAGCCGCCGCGUGUGUAGCCCAGGUCCUGGUGGCGCGACAAACUACAGAAGGGAGCAAUGUAUGUGCUUGGCAGAUUGUGCAACCAAAAAGGUGACAGCGGCUCUGGACGGUGACCGCCCGUAGGCGCGCUGGAACAGUGUCCAGACAUGGCGCGAGUGGAGUCGGGAAUUUGGAAUCGGACGCGGCAAUCAUCAAAUGGCGGAACACGCGAGCGAGGCCCCCCCGGUGUUUGUUUGCAGUUGUGCUACACUGAAGGGUAGUUAGUUUCUGGGUGCUGGAAAUCUGUAGGGAGGGAGAAGGCACGGAGCGGAGGCCUUGUCCGCUGAGAGAGCAUGGGGUCUGUUUGGUUCA